GGGUCACAGAAUGCGGUUGCACACUAAGCCGGAAGUUGUGGAAUGGAAUGUUAAUAAAUGGACAGAACACUUUGGUGUUAUCGGAAUUCUGAUAUACCGCAGGUAAAUCGUUGUUAAUAUAGCCGCGAGCCACCCUUUGAAUUAGUGGCGGACUGACGAGUACCGAUCAUCUGACAUUCUAGUUCCUCUAAGCAUAUCCGGCCAGGUUAAUGGAGGGAGCUUUUGUAUGUUGCACAUUCUCCAAAGUGUUUGGAGCCUUUGUGGACAAUAUGACAUACGGUCAGUUUGGGACCGACACCUUGAUAAAUAGGCGGUGUCUUGCGAGGUUUAUAGAAAUGAAAGUGCACCAUGCCUGUCACAUUAAGCAUCAUAGGAAAUAUAAACAGCAGCACCCAGUCUGCCAUAUGUUUGACAUGACUGGCUGAACAUGGUACAUCUAGAGAAUGAUAUGCAAAUAUGAGCUGAAAAAGACUGUUUAGGCGGCUGUGUAUGAUUUGACACACAAUGGAAUUGUGAAAAUCCAUAUAUAACAACUGUAGCUUCUGUUACAUUUCUGACUGAUUUGCAGGGAUGCCCCUUCUCCGCUCUGCCAGUGACAUUCACCCUUAUUGCUAACUCGCCAUUGCAGAACUUUUCAUGGGCGACUCCUUGGCUUUGGAACAGCCUGCCUACCCCAUCACGCAUCCCUAGUCUUCAAUUAUUUAAGAAGUCCCUCAAUACACUUCUGUUCAGAAAUGCUUAUGGCCUCCCAGAGUAACUCUGUCACUUAUCUGUCUCUUGCUCUCCUAAAGAGCCACACUCCAUGCACCUCCAGUUCUGCUAAUUUCCCACCUUAUUUGGUUACUUUCCCUCUUGCUGCCCUGUUGAGAUUUUAUAUCCCACCUCCUCUAGACUGUAAGCUUGCUUGAGCUCUGUUGUGCCUGUAUCAUUUUGUAAUUUUUGUUUAUUGUUAAAUCUCACCCUUUUCACAAUAUUGUAGAGUGCUGUGUAAUACCAAUACCGAUGCCAAUAAUAACAAUGACUUUGUUUUAUAAACACACAUCAAUAUUCCGUUGUAGACAAGAGCUACCUCUAAAAGUUGGAUUCUUAAUUAACUAAGAGUAGAAAUACCAAUAGAAGGUAAGGAUUUUAUGAAGCAUGUGCUAUUGAUUCCUUUCAAAGACUAAUUUUGAAAGCCUGUGCCCCCGCCCCAUUUGAUCAGUUGGGUGUAGGGUAGCAAUAUCUGCAAUGUCCACAUCACGCUUCAUUUUGUUAAUGCUAAAGGAAGUUGCUGCCAUGUAGUGCCAUGCAGUUUCAUGUUGCAGUGAAUGGACACACCAAGCUGGAAUUGACUCACUUGUGUUAUGCAUAAUAUUAAUAAUGUAUUAAAAUGUGGAGAAAAGAAGAUACAAUUCUUUCCCGCAGCUUCAGCAUUUGCACAGGCAAACAAACACGGGUGAGGUUCUGCCGAUAAAGACCUCACUUUCAGGUCUUGAUCUUACCAUAUAAACCUCUGCCCAGCAGAGAUUUUAUAGAAUAUGUAGAUAUCAGCAUCAUCAGUUCCACUUAUCAGAUAAUAUGAGAGAAAAUGCAAAAUAAGCUUGUAGCAGUCAUAAUGCAACUGGUUUUAGUCUAUUGGGACAACUUUCUACUGAUCUACCAACCACACACAUGCACAGCUGUGGCCCUCUCAAAGUUUGCACAGGCAGAGGAAGAUGUACAGUAUAUACUCCUCUCUGAUCCUUCCAAAGAAUAAGCAGGGUAAUAGCAGACUUUUGGUAUUAUCAACUGUGUGCAGUGACCAUAAAUUAUGAUGCUUGGAAUGUCAAUGUAACUAUAAAGUUUCAUGAAGGUAUGUACAUUUGGAAUUACUCUUUGAUUAAAUGAUUACAGAACAAGAAGUUACAUAUUCUGCCCAUCAGCAUAUAGAAGUGUUAUAUAGAUCUGGCAACUGUAGUUUUUGUACUUUUUAAAAAAACAUUUUUUUCCUCGUGGUGGUACUUGCCAGUUGCAUGGUCUGCCUCUCAGAUGAUGCUUGUGGUUGUGAAAGGGGCAUGUGAGUGAACAUGCAUGCUAGAAUGAAGGACAGCUAAUUUGGACUGCCCAUCUUCAGAGUGCUGCUGAAACGCUCUCUUGCUGGCGAAAAAAUCCCUUAAAUAACCUUUGUGUGUGAGAAAGCAGUGGUAUAUUUGUGUAUAGUGUCCUAGUGGUUAAACGCAUGGAUAUUUGUGUAGUUUCUAUGAAUGCAUUUAGAAUAUGUUGCUGUAUAAAACUCCCCAUGCAUGUACACACGUACAUACUGGCAACAAACUAGUCUUGCAGUUGAGUCAUUCUCCCCCUUCUACUACCUGCUACUCAACUCUGUCAGUAUUGGAGGAAAAGGCUAGUACAACAUUGUGUUCCUUAUUUGUAGUUGGCAGAGGGCUGUCUGUGCAGUCUUGUGGUGGAGUCACCAGUGCUCACCUUGCUCUCCUGCUUGGUGCUGCUAAUAAAACUGCAUUUCACUUGAUGUUUACCUGGGCUAUUUGUAUUGCCUUGAAAUCUGUUAGGAAAUAAGAAUACCUUUCUUUUUGUAUAUCAACCCAUCACGUUUCAUCUAGAUUGUAUGUCUAUCAAUAAUUUAGUGACCAGGCUUUAUAAGUUACAGGUGAUACAUAAUUAGAAUAUCGUGCAAAAGUUAAUUUAUUUCAGUAGCGCAACGUAAAAGGGGAAACGAAUAUAUGAGAUAGAAGCUGUGAUUUGUCAUAAGUGCGAUGAUAAUGGCUUACAGUUUAUGAAAACCCCAAAUCCACAAUCUCAGUAAAUUAGAAUAUUACAUGCAAUCAAUAAAACAAGGAGUGUACAUAGAACAAUAUCGGACCUCUGAAAAGUAUAAGCAUGCAUAUGAACUGAUGUACUUGGUUUGGGCCCCUUUUGCAGCAAUUACUGCCUCAAUGCGGCGUGGCAUGGAAGCUAUCCGCCUGUGGCACUGCUGAGGUGUUAUGGAAGACCAGGAUGCUUCAAUAGCGGCCUUCAGCUCUUCUGCAUUGUUCGGUCUAAUCUUUCUCUUGGCAAUGCCCCAUAGAUUCUCUAUGGGGUUCAGGUCAGGCGAGUUUGCUGGCCAAUCAAGCACAGUAAUCCCAUGGUCAUUGAACCAGGCUUUGGUGCUUUUGGCAAUGUGGGCAGGUGCCAAGUCUUGCUGGAAAAUGAGGUCCGCAUUCCCAUAAAGCUCGUCUGCGGAAGGAAGCAUGAAGUGCUCCAAGAUCUCCUGGUAGACAGCUGCAUUGACCCUGGACUUAAUGAAUCACAGUGGACCAACACCAGCAGAUGACAUGGCUCCCCAAAUCAACACAGACUGUGAAAACUUCAUACUGGACUUCAAGCAUCUUGCAGUGUGUGCCUCUCCAUUCUUCCUCCAGACUCUGGGUCCUUGGUUUCCAAAUGAGAUGCAAAAGUUGCUCUCAUCAGACAAGAGGACUUUGGACCACUGAGCAACAGACCAGGUCUGUUUUUCUUUAGCCCAGGUAAGAUGCUUCUGACGUUGUUUGUUGUUCAGGAGCGGCUUGACAAGAGGAAUACGACAUCUGAAGCCCAUGUCCAGGAUCCGUCUGUGUGUGGUGGCUCUUGAUGCACUGACUCCAGCCUCAGUUCACUCCUUGUGAAAGUCCCCAACACAUUUUGAAUGGCCUUUUCCUGACAAUCCUCUCCAGGCUGCGGUCAUCCUUGCUGCUUGUGCACCUUUUUCUUCCACACUUUUCCCUUUCACAUAACUUUCUAUUAAUGUGCUUUGAUACAGCACUUUGGGAACAUCCAACUUCCUUCGCAAUUACCUUUUGAGGCUUUCCCUCCUUAUGGAGGGUGUCAAUGAUUGGUUUUCUGCACAACUGUCAGGUCAGCAGUCUUCCCCAUGAUUGUGAUUCCUACUAAACCAGACUGAGAGACCAUUUAAAGGCUUAGGAACCCUUUGCAGGUGCUAUGGCUUACUUAGCUGAUUAGAGUUGGGACACUGUGAGCCUAGAAUAUUGCACCUAUUCACAAUAUUCUAAUUUAUGGAGAGUGUGGAUUUGGGGUUUUCAUGAGCUGUAAGCCAUAAUCAUCGCACUUAUGACAAAUCACGGCUUGAACUAUCUUGCUUUGCAUGUAAUGCGUCUAUCUCAUAUAUUAGUUUCCCCUUUUAUGUUGCAUUACUGAAAUAAAUUAACUUUUGCACAAUAUUCUAAUUUUUCGAGUAUCACCUGUACUUCCCACUACAAGCCUGGAAAGUCCAUGUCACACACUAGUCACCAAGCCUAAAUGUUUACUUGCCGUAGGCAUUAUAUUAGUAUGUUUUCUUUAUUUAUUAGAGGCAGACAAAAGGCUGAUUAUCCCCUCCUGUUUUGUUUUUUUCCUUUUCAACAAAGUGUCUUAUAUUCUAAAAUCAUAGUCGUUUUAGAAUCAAUGAACUGUUGCUGCCUGUUCUUAAACAAAGGCUUUCUGUUAAAGAAACUAUGAUGGAUGGUAAUCAAACAAAGAGAUCACGGAGCAGAAGCUCUAGUAUUACAGAAAGGAAAUCUGUGAAGAAAAAGAAAUCGAGGUCCAGAUGUAGAAACAGCAGCAGCAGUCCUUCACCUGUUCGGAAACCGACAUCAUUAGCCAAAUAUCACUCACAGUCCCCAGAGUGCCGAAAAAAAGGUGAGUGUAAUCAUGAUCAGCUCCAACCAGGCCAGUGACUUCCGCCCAUGGGUACAUUUUAUGGACCCUUUCACCCUAUAUUUGUUUCCCAUAUAGAACUCUGCCUCUUGUAUGUUAAAUGAUUAAUUUUUAAUUACAUAAGGGGAUCAUUAAAAGGAGUUAAUGGAAAAUAUAGAAUUGACAUGUUUUUGUGAUUCUUGUAAUACGGAGAGGAAAACAAAUUUUCUUGGGAAUUGGGGCUAGCAAUGAAAUGGUACUAAAAUCACUCAAGGUUUUUCAAUAGCCUUUGCAGGUCUUCAGCCUGGUUCAAUUUAAUAUUUUUGUUUCUAUUUUAAUUAUUUUUUUUAAAUAAAAUUUUUGUUAAAUAUUUGUAUUGAAACUGGGCCCUUGUGCUUGAGUUGCCAAACAUCCAUAUUUGGCAGAGGUAGGGCAGUGCACUUGUGGAAACGUUUCACCAACAACAAAGAAAAGGGGGGCUUUUGUAAGCUAUCGAUAUACCCCCCAAUGAAAAAAUGAAUAAUUAAAUGUAUGUUUUCAUUUAGAAUAUAACUACUAUAAAAAAUUUUCAAAAAUAUUAUCUGAACAUAUUCUUAGUGCACAAUUGAUUUCUUUUCGUAAUCAUAUUUGGUUGAAUUACCCUAAGAUAGAUGGAUAUAUAUACGGUAAAUUUAGUAAAAAAAAUUUUAACCAGGAAAUCCAGAAAGUGGAUUAUUGCAAAAUCCCCUCUCUCUCUCUAGUUGAAAACUUUUCUUUUGCAACAUACCAAUAGGUCAAUAAAAACAUUCUAUAGACAUAAUAUUGUUGGAGAGAGAUUUAAGGAAGAAGCAAUUGCAUUUAACCAUCUUUAUUUUGUUAAUGCAUUUUAUUUACAAUGCAUGUACAAAGGUAUCCCUAAAUAUCCCUUUAUAGCAGGUGUCCCAAACAAAUUCACCUGCAUUUAACACAGGUCAUGUCAUCCAGGAAGUGUCUGCAGUCUCACAGUAAAUUCCUAGUCUUCUAAUUCCAUAGCAGAAUUACUGAGAAUUUGCACUUUGCAUGCAACCACUAGCGGGCGCUCAUUCUCUGUUGGACACCUAACCACUCAUGUCUGUAUUUUGAGACAUUGGUUGCGUCUUCUGCUCUUAUUUCAGACAGGCAAAAAAAGAAAGGAAGAAAGAGGAGGGCAAGCACGUCGUCUUCAUCAUCUGGGAGCUCUACAUCAUCGUCUUCGUCAUCAUCAAAUUCCUCCUCAAAUGACUCAAGUGACAGUGACUCAAAAGCUAAACAAAAUCAGCGUCAAAAGAAGAAAUUAAAGCACAGGAAAGGGAAAAAGGGGAAAAAGAAGAAUAAGAAAGUAAAGAAAAGUUCUUCUUCCAAGCUAAAGAAAAAAGAACCCAAAAUCAAAACCCAGGAAUAUCUUCCUGGUCCAUCUCCAGAUUUAUGCCAAGAGGUGUCUGUGAAAGACUCUGGUCCAGGUGAGCUGUAGCAUGCUAAUGACGUUAAUGCUUUGCAUCUGAUGGUAUAGAAUGAAGUCGAAUAUUGUCAGGAGUUUUGGUAAACUAGUUCAUAGAUCUGAUUUUAAGUGACUAAGCUAUAGAAGACUGUUCUGCACAAACCUGAGGAUUCCUAUUAAUGCAGGCACAAAAUUUACUCACAAUAUGAAACAGCCAGCAAAUAUAAUUUUGAAUUAUGUUUUUUAUUUUUUUUAACAACCCUAACUCUGAUCUAAUCACUGUGUUCCAUUGUUUCCAGCUUUGACUGAUCUCCAAAAGACUCGGAUUCAAGCAAUGAGGCCUAUGACUAAGGAAGAGUGGGAUGCACGUCAAAGCGUUAUCAGGAAAGUCCUUGACCCAGAGACUGGGAGAACGAGGUACAUUCUCACUGCCCUGUAAUGGUGGCAUUUGACUGAGUACUACUUCAGUAUUGGUAUCUAGUGCAAGGAAUCUAAUUGUAUAUCAUUGUACUGUUACCUUGCACACGUGAUAUCCGGUUUGCACCAGCAUGCACAAUUCAUAACCCACAUUUGAUAAGGUCACUUUUAAUCUAGUCUGUAAGAUCUGUAGAACGGUAUAUUUUAUUCAUUGGGAGUUAUAUGUUCAAAAUGCAGUAGUGUUUGUUUUAUUUUUGUGCAGGUUUUCCCAAGAAAACACAGUUUUGACCCACACAGUUUUUAACACCUGCUCUGAAAAUUUCUAUUAGUGUGAGAUAGAGAUCCCCAGUCUGUUUGCAUUUUUAGUGUAUGUUCAUGUACACAUUUCUUGUAUUCGCCUUUAAAAGCUGGACAUCCCAUUUAAUGUUUCUGUUUUAACUAUAAUGCAGGUUCCAUAUUUUUGACAAAUAAUUUGGAAAUUUCCCUCACAGGAAAUGACCCACUUUUAAAAGCUGAAUGGAAAAUGUCAGACAGAGGAAAAUGUUGUAGGACAAGAACAACCUUAAAAUAGAACAGAGCACAGCAUGCUUGUGGCACAUUCUCAUUUAAAGGGCAGUUGGCCAUGAGGGAGAUACACAAGGCCUCAUUAAAUUCUUUCCUCUGCUCAUUUCUCCGAGAUAUGAUUUCCACAUCAAUCUCAGAAAGCUUUCAUUUCACUGGAUUCAGUUCCUGCAUAUCCCAAAAACCCCAUGAGAUCUACAAGAGAGAUAUACAUUAUGACAUGCUAUUGAUCAUUAAAAUUGUAAUUGUCUAAGUCAGGUGAAAUUACUAACUGAACUUACAAUCUUGUUUACAUGAAAAUCUUAAUCUGUAAGGAAUAUUUUUUAACUGAUUUAUGGGAAGAAAAUAUAGGAAUUAUCAAAUUAAUAAUGUUUUAACCCCUUAAGGACCAAACUUCUGGAAUAAAAGGGAAUUAUGACAUGUCGCACAUGUCAUGUGUCCUUAAGGGGUUAAAGUGGUUUGAUUUCUGUCCUGAUCUAAACUAUGUACCCUUGUUUUUCCACUUCCUAAUGUUUUGUAUAAUUUCAAGACUGAUUAAAGGGGACGGUGAAGUUCUUGAAGAGAUUGUGAGCAAAGACAGACACAAGGAGAUCAAUAAGGUAGGUUUAAGAAAAUCUAACUGGGUCAAUUUUAGUAUUUUUUCCUAGACCAAAGAUUGCCAUUUGAUUAAUAAAAAAAUAAAAUAGCCUUACAAAGCCACUAUUUUUAUUACAUUGAUUUGUCUGGGAAGGGACACUGUGUUUUGAUGAAAAUGAACAACAAAAUGCCCUUUGAUCAGAAGAUCUGGGGUGAGUGGGAAUCACCUAACUCUAUAAGGAGUGAAGAAUGAUUUAUCAACUUUGUUUCUUGUCUCGUUAAUGAGUUGGUUUACAAGUACAAAAAUAUAGGGCUUUUUGGACAUUGCUAUGUCCCGACAAGGCAGAUUGCUUGCAGCUCCACCGUCACUGCAUUUUGUUACUUGAUAAAAUUAAACAUUUAAUAACAUUUGUCUUUGAAAGCAUUCUUACUUCACAAUUCUUUUUCACACCAGCCUAAGUUUGCAUAGUACUGUGUGUAUGUAUGCACAUUCUAUUUCAACACUUAUAGGGACACUAUAGUCACCAGAACAACUACAGCUUAUUGAAUUUGUUCUUGUGAGUAGAAUCAUUGCCUUCGGGCUUUUUGUGGUAAACUUUGUCUUUUCAGAGAAAAUGCAGUGUUUUACUUUACAGCCUAGUGAUAACUCCACUGGCCACUCCUCAGAUGGCUGCUAGAGGUGCUUCCUGGGGCAGUGCUGAACAGUGUCUCCACCCUCUGCAUGGAGAUACUGAACUUUCCUCAGUAGAGAUGCAUUGAUUCAAUGCAUCUCUAUGAGCAAAUGCUUAUUGACCAGGGCUGUGUUUGCCUUGUGCUGGCUCUGCCCCUGAUCUGCCUCCUUGAAAAGCUCAGCUGAUCCAAUGCUUUCCUAUGUGAAAGCAUUGUGAUUGGCUCAGUUCAACACUUCUGAUGAUGUCAGCCAAGCAGGCAGAUCAGAGGCAGAGCCAGCAGCAGCAGUCUUGAAUAAAAGUAAGAUGUUACUAUAUUUAGGGCGGCAAGGGGUCUAGAUGGUGUUAACACUAUAGGGUCACGAAUACAUGUUUGUGUUCCCAACCCUUUAGUGCUCCUUUAAGGGUCAUCAUCCUAUAAAUACAUAUGAGGAUUCUGACUGGCGAUAUAUAUUUUUUUAAAUAUGAAAUGCUUAUACUUUAUCUUAACUCCUGUCUAAUUUAAUAUAUAUAUAUAUAUAUAUAUAUAUACACACACACGAAUUUUGUGCCUAGUAUAUUGUACAGUAACGAAGAAAAAUAAUGUAAGGGAGCAUGGGCAUAGCUUAAAGGGAUAGAAUAAGUACUAAACAUUACUACUUUUUAAAAAAUUAUUAUUGAAAUGGUUUUGGGCAUAGAUGUUGCCCCUACAGCCUUGCACUUAAACUGCAGAGUUUUUAUUUUGCAGUGCCCAAUAGUGUAGUGGCUGUCAUUCAGAUGGGUCUUCAGAUUAAAAUAGAUUCAGUAAUGAAAUGUAUUUUAUGUCUGAUUUCAGCAUGCUAAGUAUGCUGAUGCUGGGUGUGAGUCUGUGAGAAGCAUGGGAUUGGUGGCUUACAGCAACUGCCGUGUACCCUCAGUGUUUCUCUGUGAGAAGCAUGGGAUUGGACAAAGUUCAUCCAUCUUGAUGAACUUAGCAAGGGUGGGUCGGAAAGUAAUUUAUAGUCUGUUUUAGCUACAGAUCAGAGGUAAAUUUGAGUUAUUUUAACCUUAAAUCAAAACAGAUUGAGGAAUUAGAAUUUAAACAAAAUAAUUUUUUUUUUUUUUACACUUACUGUAAAUGUCUUUUUACUUAGGAUUAGAGGCAGUGCACAGCAACAGAGAUAUCCACCAUGUCUUAACAGGAAAAGGCAGGCUGCACACUAGAAAUGUAAAAUUUAAGCUCCAACUUAUACUCCUUCCCACAAAGUAUAAAACCCCCAAACCAACUCAGAAACCCCAGAAAAUGCACAAUCCACGUAACUGCAAAGAAAUGUGCACUGCCUCUAAUCUUAAUGAAAAAGAAAUUUAAAGUAAGUUAUUACGUCCUAUGAGUCAGCAGAGGAACUAGGUUGCGAUCCAAGACGGCUAGUAAGCGGCAGAUGCCAGAAGUUUCCUUUUUGAGAGGUUUAUGAAAAUUGAGAACUAGCUGCUCUGAGACUAGAAGUUAAGAAUCAGAAUAAUUCUUGCUCUUUUAUUUCCUAAAUAAUUUACUGCAAAAUAACUGGAGAGAAAAUGUAGGCCAGAUGAACAAUCCUAGGGAAUUGUUAGGGCAACCACAUAGUCUGGAUUUUCUGAUUUGAUUGAUAGAGACAUAUAUGGAUAUUCCUGUAUAUUUUUAAAGAUAUCAGGUCUAAUCCUGGAGUUCUGAAUCUCAAUACUAUUCCUUUGAAAAGUUUGAUGGGAGAGACAAACCUUUUUGCUUCAAAUGAGUCUCGUUCAGAACAUCUGCAAAAAAAUAUUGGUUCAUCCUUAGAUAGAACUGCAGAUAAAGAGAGAGAAGGUGACUUCUGACAAGAGCAUCACACUGGAACAUACCCUUGCAGAAAGAGAGAAUGAGUCACUCCUUGCCUGGCUAGAUAUGUGGCUGGUUGCGUUGUCAAUAGACUAUGGAUGAGAAGUCCCUGUAGGUCUUUCCUGAACAUAGGGGAACCCACCAGGUUGUCUUGAGUUCUGGGGAAUAAGAUGACUUCCGCCAAUCCUGGACAGUUCAUAGACCCUUGUUGGGUAUUAUCCCUUAACUGAAAGAUUAGGCUUCCGUGGUGAAUAUAAAGAAUUUUACAAUCUGAUUAAAAGACUGUCUGUGAGAAAUCUACCACUAAUACAAACUCUUUAUUAUGGAUGACCAAAUUUUCAGCAAGAGGUCCAGCGAAGAGUUUAAGUGGCCCCAUUCUGCCAGAAUAUUUCUUUGUCGCCACAUCAUCUAUGCCUUGGUCCAGACUGGAAUUUAAGUGGUAAAGAGGCACAGCAACCUCAUUGCUUCUCUUACAGAACAGAAAUUUAAUUUGAAGAACCAUAAUGAACUUGAAGAUAUUAGUUAUGUUUUCUUCUGGAAGAAAAUCUUUUCUUUGAGCGGAGUUUAGAUGAAACUCAAUAAUGGAAUCCAUCUGGUGGGAACCAAUUCCAAUUUCUCUUGAUUUAAAAUCCAGAUAUGUGAUCUUAGGCCAACAGAGGCUGUUUCAAUGUUUUUGAUAAGCUGUUUUGGAUUGAAUGACUUCUUCAGAUCUAGAAUGGUUCUGAACGAUCCAACUGGCUUAUGAACUAGAAACGGCCAUGAGUAGGUUCCUGAUAAUUAUUCACCCAACGUUGCUUCAACUCUGUUUGCAGAACUUAAAAACAUAAAAAAUGUCUUGGAGUAAGAUGGUACCCAUUUCUUAUAAUAGCGAGGACCGAAUUGUCUCUGGUUAGUUUCUUCCCCUGGAAAAUGAAAGCACGAAGUCUUCCUUCUGCUUUUGUGUCAAAACCAGUGAUCUUUAGUUUUACCAUCGAAAUUUCCUUUUUUCCUUAUUUGUGUUCACUUGGUUGUCUCCAAUUUCUUCUUGUCUGAGGCCUGUGAAACAAAUCUCUAUAUUAAUACUUGUUUCCAUGGAAGAAUGCUUUAUUUCACUUUUUUUUAAUCUUCCGGUAAGGCCUUUAUUACCUCAGACAUCUGCUUUAAAAGAUUGUCCAGUUGAGAUGCAAACAGUAUUCCCUGUUCAAAACGUAAGUCACACAACCAAUUUGUGAGCCAGACUGCUUGGACGUGCUAGAUUUGGCUAAUAGAAGAAUCAAAAAGGAAAUCUGAAGCCAUUCGAAUGAGUAUCUAGAAGCCUUACGAGAUCUUCUUUGGAUUCUCCCAUAUAGAUUUUUCUAGGGAGUCUAGACAAAAAAUGUCUUCUCUACAGAUAUUCUUGCUUACGUUGAACAACAAAUGUGGAGAAUAAUUAUGUAAAGUUGAUUCUGCUUUUGUCAAUUGCAUCCUGCAGCCCACUGGAAUCUUUUUGUGCUUGAAAGAUUCUUGAUCUUUUGUCAAAUCCUUAUCUUCCAUAAGAAGUUGUACUCCGAUAAGUCUAAGCAGACUCUCAUUUAGACAAUAUUUUUUCAUCUGAGAGUGCCGAGUUUACUGAAGAUGAACAAAAAGAGGCGGCUUCUGAACUAGAAUCUAACUUUCCAGUGCUUCCUUUUCUUGCUUUAUUAGGAAUUUUAAAUACCGGCUCAGGAAGCAGAGCUGACUGCGCUUAUUGAAUGGUAGCAGCCCUAAUGUCCAAAAUGGUCUGCUGCAAAUUGUUCUUGAACCAUGAUAAAAAUGAUAUUUCGUCUUUUAAGCUUACUCAGAUGCUUCUCUGGAACAGAUGCUUCAAUUUCUUUUGUAUCUGUAUGGCAUUGGCUGGUACCACAAAGAACACAUCAAAUGCUUUGAUUUUGACAUACAUUAAUCUUUAUCUGAAGUCUCAAGAUUAGCCAUACUAAGGGAAUAAAAGGCAAAUAGAUCAUAAAGGUAAAAGCAAAGUGUCUAACUCAAAUGGCCUCUUGGUGUGCCGGAGGGCUACUGCGAGCACACAGCAAACAGGUAGUUGCAACUGGGAAUAAACAACCUCCAAAGCUUUGGAAAAAUUUAAUUUUGAGAUCACUUUACCCAUCGGGCACUACAGUCUCCCAUUAGAGCGCAUUGAAACUUGUGCGUGCGUUUCGCUGCCAGAGCAUCCCAACAUGUUUGUGCAAUGCACCAUAGCCAUUUCUAGCAUGGAUGUAGGCGGAACUUAUAAAGGAGUGGAACGCAGGUACCCGACAUGCAUUCCCACGCUGAAGAAAAGAGGAGGGAAGAAACAGGCCCACCCAGAGCAGUUCUUCUCUGUAAGAGAGGAAUCCUCCUCGGCCUCAAGCGCCUCACCUCGGCCUCAAGCGCCUCACCUCGCCCCUGGAGAACAUAAAAAUGUGAAUGCCUAUCUAUCCUGCAAUGGAGGUAGAAGACUGUGGUUUUAAAGUUAGUUUGGGGGUUUUAUAACCUGUGGGAAGGAGUAUUAUGAGGAGCUUAACUUUUACAUUUCUAGUGGGCAGCCUGCUUUUUCCUGUCGAAACAUAGUGCAUAGUCCUCUUGUUGUGCACUGCCCUUAAGCUGGAGGGAAAAAAAUAUAUUUACUCAUUUAAAUAUACAGGCUUAUCCACUAAAGUGAUAAUUGAUGGGAAUUCAAGCAGGUUUUUAAAAUGUAGGUUAAAAUAGCUGAAGUAAAAACAUUUUCUAAAGUCAAUUCAAUUAUUUGUUUAAAUUUGAAAUUCACAACAAUUUUCCCUUUUUAUUAAAAUAUAACAAUCAGGGUUAUUCAUUAACGUGUGAUAGGCAGUGGGUUAUGAUAAUAAACAGCAUAGUUAUUUGACCUGUUUGAACGGCAUGGCUGACCAUCACUUCCUGUUACUAUUUAACACUUGUUUUCCCUUUUUAUUACAGCAAGCUACACAAAACGAUGGUCUUGCAUUCCAAAUGAGAUCUGGGCUGAUCUAGCCUCUGGGAUUUCAGUAAUGUCUUCUGGAGAAUAUGUCAAGCACAUGUUUUUGGUGCACCUGUUUGAUUGCAGUGGACUGAUAUUGACUUAAAGGAACACUAACAUCUAUUUACGGUUUAAACCUUUUAAUUUGUGGGGGUAAACAGCACUCUACAUGCAGUUUUCCUAUAUUUCAUAUGUAUGAUACAUUUCCAGUAAAAGGUGAAAACUGAAUGGAAGACAUGGCCUCAUUUAAAAUCAUAGUUAAGCCUCAUGGUAUUCCUGCUUUAAACGAUUGGUUUGUAUGUUUGUGCUCUAUUGAGGUGUGACAAAAACAGGCUUAAAGGCACACUCCGGGUUGGAUCGGACAUUUUUUGAAUAGGGAGUUAAAAAAAAAAAGUGUCCGCUUUUGCUCCCAAUUUCCAUACUGUGCAGCAUCUGAAGUGAGCUGUCAUCAAACCAAGAAGAGUGAUGCUCACAUAUCUAUACCAUUGCCUAGUUUACAAUCCACAAUUCUUUAUGGGUACAGUGAGGAUUUCUGCUUUAGAGAGCUAACCACUGAAGUGAAACUCCCUUGUCAACUCAGGCUGAAUUUGUUUUUUCUUAAGAUUAGGUAAACUGAUUCUACAAAAAGAAACUGGAGGAAGCUUGUCUUAGUUUCAGAUUUUGAGAAUAAAAAAAUCUUUUUAUACAGUUUGGACUGAUCCCACCUAAAAUGUGCUUUACUUAUGCACACAUUUUUGUAAACACUUUAAUCUUUGGAGUAAGGAAAAAUUACAGUUUAUAACCUGAGUUAUAGUGAGGACACAUGACAUGUGUGACAUGUCAUGAUUCCCUUUUAUUCCAGAAGUUUGGUCCUUAAGAGGUUAAAAAAACCAAAACAAACAAAAACUGCGUGCAGGGAGAUGAGGACACAAACCCUUCAUGUGCAAUAAUGAAUACAUGUGGCUAUGGUGCUUAGACUCACUCUUUUAGCGUCUAAAAGCUAGCUAAGCAUCAUGGGAAAUGUCCAAAAACAAUUUAGGGUGUCAAGGUUAGCCAUCACUGCUCUAAUAAGAACUUCAACUGCCUCUGAUCCACAUGCAGUGGCUGGAUCUACUAGCCUUAUACUCAGGGAAUAUCAGACAUCCAGGGCUGAACAUGCAACCACCACGGCUACGGCUUCAGCGGACUCUAAGUAAAGACACUGUUUGAGAGAAGGGAGCCUAAAUGACUGUAUCCUUUACACUGCUGAUGAAAUGUUCACUGUAUAUUAGAGUGCACAUUUUCCUUUGUUUUUGUUUAAUUUUAUGUUUGAAUGCCUUGGUUAUCAUAGUCCCAUUGCGGUGAAGGCUUGUGUAGAUGUAGCAGGGUUCCAUACUAGCAAUGUAUUCAUUGAUGAUGGGAUAAGAAUUUACAAUCCCAGGUGGGAGAAUAUGAUAUGGCCGCAUAUACCUGGGUCACUGAUUCUAUGCUAAAAGUUCACGGAGUAUUCUUGGAAAUGGGAACAUUUUUAAUAGAAGAUGUGGGGUAGGGGACAUUUGAUCCAACCAGGAGAAAUGAGAAUACACAGAGAAACAUACGUCAUAAGCCAGGAUAAUCCCCUGAUCCGAGGCAAGGGAGGGUCUAAACAGAAGGAAGGAAGUUUCUUGGUUUCUGCACUGCAGGAGCUAACAUAAUAUGCAGGGGUGUUCGGCGUAGUGUCUUAAUGAAGAGGUUUCAAGUGGACCUUUCUGAUAUCUGGCAUUUCAGGAUCAGUAGAGGACAGAAGAAAUACAUUCCUGAGGGAUCUGGACAAGGGCUGACCCUCCCUUUUGUACAAUCAUUUGGGGACCAUUUAUGCCACUGGCUCCCAAUUCUGGCCAUAAUAGCUUAGGCUCCAGGGCCACCCUCAUUUUUGACUUUAAGCCAUUUCAGGGAAAGGGGAUGUUCUAACUGGGCUGAGCUUUUAAGGACCACAUGCAGGUGUGGAAAUGGACUCCGGUCCCAUUGGCUCAGCUCACUUAGGAGAUCCCUAUCUCCACCACUACUCCCCGUAGGUCUUGGUGUCUUUAGCUAGGUGUGCAAGGUCCCUGGGCUAGGAUUAGAUCUGGGCGCUGAUGCUCCCCAAAGCAGAUACCUACAGCCAAGUUUUUGGCAGUGAAUUUGUGCAUAUAAUUUAAAUUUUUCUUCCAUUCCAUGACUUGAGAUCAGCGUGUCUUUUGCUAGGUUUACUAUGUCCAGCUAAGCUAAGCUAAUUUACACACCUACCAUUAUCAUAUUCGGACAUGCGUCUUUCAAUUUUCAGGAAAUCUAGACAUGCGAGUCCUAUGCUGUACCAUUGCCAUAACCACAAAACUUCUCAAAUAAAAAGAAAUUUACAAAACGAAGUUGCAAAUAAGAGCAUUAAAAGUCACAAAUGUGCCUCAUUUUUGUUUUCAGUUUUAUAAAGAAAACAAAAUAAAAUUCAAGAGGCAGAGGUGAAAUUGAAGGAAUCUGUUGCUACACAGCAUCUGGAUUUGCAAGCACUGUUCUAAAAUGCACCAUUAUUUAUAUAUACAGGUGGUUCUCGUUUUGCGACCUACCUGUUUUACGACAGCACUUAUGACCAGCUCCCUCGUGGGGUGGUAAGUGCGAGCCGUCAUGGGAAUUAGAGAGAUUCCCUGAUCUGCUGCGUUAGUCUAUGUUCGGGAACAUUUGCCCGAAGCGCACCAGAGCAGAGAAUCCCUUAACUUCUCACUUACUGACCAAUUUGUUCUACGACCGGGUUGUAGGAACGGAACCCAGUCAGUAAGUGAGGAGUACCUGUAACUAAUAAUUUUAAAACUGUGAAUUUCAUGCAAAAUUGUCCACCCAGCCUCCCUACCUGGAGAGCUGGCAUGGACUUGUCCCUGGGGUCCAGUGUUUCGGGCGCCUAUCUCCUUACAACAAGUGGCGAGGGAGCUGUGUCCUCGCUGCUUCCUCUCGCCGCGCGGGUUGUCUGCUGUAGCUCCCGCCAUCAGCAAACGGCACGAGGGAGCAGAGAGGACACAGCUCCCUCGCUGCUUGUGAUGUUGAGAUAGGCGCCCGACGGGGGGUGUCCAUCACCUCUUGCCCCCCCCAUGACAGGGGGAACAUGGGGGAGGAGGAGGGCAUUUGGGGGUGGCAGAGUGCCUGCAGGAACAGCGGGAAUGGUGUUCCCACGCGUUUCUGCAGUACUCACAGGCGUGCCGCAGGGAUUAGGGUGUGCCCAGGCCUAUGGUAAUAUUUUACUAUAUUGGGGCGAGGGGAUGCAUGGGGUAUAGAUAGUGAUUUUAACCUAUAGAGUCAGGAAUACAUGUUUGUGAUCCUGACCCUAUAGUCUUUCUUUAAGGAAACACUUCUUUAUAUUCAGCUGCUUACCUGAGGCCUACAUUCUGUAUGUUAUUACAUAGCGAAAUGACGGAUGUUCCCAUUUCUAAACUGUGAAUUACAGCAGACAUUUGGGAUAGUUUUGUUUACUUCAAAUAAAUAAAACAAGUUAUUAAAAUUGUUGUUGUCAUUGUACCCAGUUUAAGAUUUAAUUUUACAGGCUUGUAUUCUGACAUUUAGUGUAAUACUGAUGGGGAAAAAAAACAACACAAAAUCACAUUUCUGCAACUGUCCACAUCUGUUUAAGAAACAUUUCUCGUCACUUUCACUAAUGUUUGGACAAAGUCUUCUUUUAUUUAGAGCGAUGCUUGCUCUGCUGUAAACAAUUAGUCUCACAUUAGACUCCCAGAUAUCUAACUUAAAAUCAUGUUGAAUCAUUUCUUGGCAGGAUUGUGGCAACUCAUCGACACCUCAUUGUGUAUGAUGCUACAAGAAAGGUCGUUGACUGAUGGAUGGAAGGUUGUGGUUUGCCAUGUUUAGCCUCUUGUCAUAAAAUGUGCUACUAUGUUUUAUUAUGUCUUGAGUAGCCAAGAGUUAGUACUCAUCCAAUUAAAAUAAAUAAUCAUCAGUUUACAGGCAGUAUCUGAAAUCAGACACAGGCCACAUGGCUCAUUUUCCAGCAUGCAUGUUAUUUGGUUUUGUCCUGACAAAUCUAACAUUUUAACCUACACUUGCAUUAUUGUAAAUCCCACAGGAACAGCAGCACCUGGUAGACUUCUGCAAAAACGUGUUCGUCCAAAUGAAAAUCCUUUUAAUCCAAGCACAAAUGAAUUGAUUCUUCAAAGAUUUACCUGUGGACUUUUUCUCAAUGAUUAAGACUCCACCGGAUAAACCAAGGAUUUGGAUUUGGACAAACUGACCGAAAAAAAUGUUGUAUAAGUCUGGUGCCUACCAUGUGUAGCUUUAUCACAUGCUUUGUAAAGUUAGUGUCAAAUGAGGGCCGUGCCUAUGGCUCAUUUGGGAAUGAUCAG
Molecule: messenger RNA, 17356 nt
Organism: Pelobates cultripes (western spadefoot toad)
Lineage: Eukaryota; Metazoa; Chordata; Amphibia; Anura; Pelobatidae
Source: the annotation of a GenBank genome assembly